UGAAGAGGAAUAUAAACAAAGGGGGAUAAUUCUCUGGUCCACAAAGUAGAACUUUGUCUUAGACUUUGAACCAUUUAGUACGUGUGUACAGAACAGAAUAAAUUGAACCUUAUCUGGGUUAAAAAUAUAGGACACAGUUAUGCAUCGGGUAGUUAGAUCUUCUGUGUUAAAAAACAUCAUAGGAAAACAACAAAAAAUGAAGCCUACAAAAGUAAUAGGCAGAAUGUUUGCCCAGCAGGAGUCCUUGCCUAAAUUACCUGUCCCUGCCCUAGAUGCCACACUGCAGAAGUAUCUUAGAACAGUAAGACCAUUGGUUUCUGAUGAAGACUUUGAACAAACAAAAAAGUACGUUGAGGAGUUCAGAAAGGAAUCUGGACCAAAACUACAGAAGUUCUUAGAAGAAAGAGCUACAAAAGAAGUAAACUGGUUAUCAGAAUGGUGGGCCAGUGUAGCUUAUUUAGAAUUUAGAAACCCUGUAGUAAUUCAUGUCAGUCCUGGAAUUGUUUUACCAAAACAGAAUUAUACAGAUACAGAGGGACAACUGAGAUAUGCUGCCAAACUUGUUGCUGGAGUAUUGGACUAUAAGAUUAUGGUUGAUGAACAGACAUUAGACGUCGAAUAUAUGGGAAAGAAUCCAUUGUGUAUGACACAGUUUUAUAAAAUCUUAUCUGCCUGUCGCACACCUGGACUAAAGAAGGAUACAUGGGAGUGUUUUCCUCCUGAUGAACCAAACCCACCGACUCACGUUACAGUCAUCCACAAUAAUACAUUUUUCUCAUUAGAAGCUUAUGGUAAAAACCACAAGCCUCUAAGUGUGGACCAGAUUUAUAACCAGCUGCAGAAAGUAGUUGAUAUGUCUAAAAAUUCUAGCACACCAGUUGGUAUUCUGACUUCUGAGAAUAGAAACACCUGGGCUAAAGCUUAUAAUCAUUUAGUUAAAGAUAAAACUAACCAAGCAUCAAUACAGAAUAUAAAGAGAAGUAUUUUUGUACUCUGUCUUGAUGAACUUUUGCCUGAGGACAUGUCUGACGAGAGGAGUGUAGCGGCUAAAAUGAUGUUACACGGGGGUGGCAGUCAAUUAAAUACAGGCAACAGAUGGUUUGAUAAAACUAUACAGUUUGUUGUUGGUAGGAAUGGUAUUUGUGGUUUGAGUUAUGAACAUACAACAGCUGAAGGACCCCCUGUAGUCAGCCUCAUGGAUCAUGUAGCAGAAUUUUGUAAAACAGAACAUGAUGAAGGGCUGCCAGCAGAGAAUGUCAAACCUGUGGAGAAGCUAGAAUUUAACUUGGAUAAUAAAUCAUUAGAGGCAAUUGACCAAGCCAAAAAAAACUUAGAUAUGCAAGUUAAAGACCUAGAUUUAACAGUAGCCAAAUUUACAGACUACGGAAAAAAGUUUCCUAAAUCUGUAAAAUUAAGUCCAGAUAGUUACAUACAGACAGCUUUCCAGUUAGCUUUCUAUAGGUUAUAUAACGAGCCCUGUGCUACAUACGAAACAGCUUCUUUAAGGAAAUAUCAACACGGGAGAACAGACACAAUAAGAUCGUGUUCAAUUGAAUCAUUAGCAUUCUGUAAAGGGAUGUGUGAUCCUAAUAUAUCGCAGGAGCAGAAAAGAGAAUUACUGAAGAAAGCUGUCAACUCGCAUAAAAAUUACGUUAAUGAAGCUAUAAAUGGACAAGGUAUUGAUAGACAUUUGUUAGGAUUAAAACUUGCUGCAAUAAAGAAUGGAAUGAAUGUUCCUGAUUUACAUAUGGACCAAACCUACAGCACCAGUUGUCAUUUUAAAUUAUCUACCAGUCAGGUUCCAUCAAAAGAAGAAGCUGUUUUAGUAUUUGGUCCAGUAGUUCCUAAUGGCUAUGGACUGUGUUAUAAUCCUCAGGAAUCCCAGAUUAUAUUUGGUGUGUCUGCCUUCAACUGUAGUCCAGAAACUGACUCUAAUAAAAUGGCUAACUCAGUUCGGCAAAGUCUGAUAGACAUGAAAAACCUUAUGGCUGGAUCUGUACAAGCAAAAUUGUGAUAUAUUUGUUUAUUCUUACCAUUUCAUGUGAUAUGUACCCUCAUCGUCAUGUAAUUCCUGUUUUCUAGCUCAGAGGCAAAAUACGUGUGUAUGAUUGUAAGGCAUGAAUAGCCAAUCUUAUGCUUUAGCUGGAUUAAGUGUGAAGAUUGAGUGUGAAUUAUUCAAUCAUUGUUUUAAAAGCAUGUAUGUGUAUUCUAUCCUUAAUAUGUUUGAUUAGCUUUUAAAGAUUUUUAAUAAGUUAUGAAGUGUGUUUAUAUCUAUUAUUUCUAGAUUAGAAAUAUAAACCCUUCAUAACCAUUUCUAGCUCUUAGAACUGUUUCAAAAUGGCUCAGGACUAUGCUUUAUUUCUAAAGGAUGAAAAUAUUGAAACUCCUGUAUUUCAUUUGACACUGUAGUUGACCUGCUUGUUUGCAGCAGAAAGUA
Messenger RNA from Mytilus trossulus (common blue mussel), 2437 nucleotides. Its product is annotated as carnitine O-acetyltransferase-like. Lineage: Eukaryota; Metazoa; Mollusca; Bivalvia; Mytilida; Mytilidae. Gene Ontology annotation, molecular function: carnitine O-acetyltransferase activity. Gene Ontology annotation, biological process: carnitine metabolic process, CoA-linked. The transcript has 15 exons. The record is from RefSeq and is a predicted model, not a curated record. Bases 140 to 2014 code for a protein of 624 amino acids. Gene Ontology annotation, cellular component: peroxisome.